AUGGAGGGAAGAGCUCAGUCCUCGCCAUUUCGGUGUACAAAUCUGUUGCUGCUGCACUGCUUUCUUCGUAGCUUCGUUGUGGCGGCAGCAGCAACCAACAUCACCAAAGACCAAUCUGCCCUGCUUGCUCCCAAAUCCCACAUCACUUAUGACCCUCACAGUAUCCUGGCAAAAAACUGGUCUGCAACUGCUUCUGUUUGUGCAUGGAUUGGUGUCACAUGUAAUGCUCCCCACAACAGAGUCCAUGCCUUGAACCUUUCUUACAUGGGGCUGGAGGGCACCAUCCCUCCAUACCUAGGAAACCUCUCGUUCCUCGCACAGCUCCAUCUCCAAAACAACAGCUUUCACGGUUCUCUGCCCUAUCAGAUGGUUCGUCUGCGAAGAUUGAAGUUCAUCACCUUUGCAUACAACCGCUUAAGCGGGGAGAUCCCAUCAUUUUUCGGGUCACUGCCAAAACUCGGGUACUUGCAUUUGGGUGGCAAUGAACUUUCGGGUUCUAUACCUGCAAGCCUCUUCAAUGCAUCCUCCUCAUCACUGCAAAAGCUUGUUCUUUCUGACAACGCCCUUUCGGGUUCUAUGCCCUCUACCAUUUUCAACAUGUCCUCAUUGCAGGGCAUUGAUCUCCCCAACUGUAGCCUAUCUGAUGAACUUCCAGGGAACAUUUUUAGUCAGCUUCCUAAUUUGCAAGGGAUUUAUUUGUCACUUAACCAUUUUUCAGUUGCUCCAAACUCCACUUUCUAUAUCUGUCUUACAAUACCUUCACCGGAAGCAUACCUGCCGGCAUUUCGAAUCUCACCGUGCUUGCCGGGUUAUAUUUGGGCUACAACAGUUUCAAAGGAAGCUAUUCACAAAUUUGCUGGCGUGGGUCUGCAGCUGCUCAUCCUCUCUGUUUUGUAG
Molecule: messenger RNA, 897 nt
Organism: Pyrus x bretschneideri (Chinese white pear)
Lineage: Eukaryota; Viridiplantae; Streptophyta; Magnoliopsida; Rosales; Rosaceae
Product: leucine-rich repeat protein 1-like
Exons: 2
Coding region: 1-897 (298 amino acids)
Molecular function (GO): protein binding
Source: RefSeq, a predicted model, not a curated record